Scutellospora calospora is the source of this 528-nucleotide messenger RNA. NCBI's taxonomy places the organism in Eukaryota, Fungi, Glomeromycota, Glomeromycetes, Diversisporales, Gigasporaceae. The record is from the annotation of a GenBank genome assembly.
AUGAGUGAUGAUAAAAAAAUACUUGAUGAAGAAAUUGCACGCAUCAAACAACUUUUAAAAGAUCAAGAAGUUGAAAUUGAUAUUGAAAAAAGAAAAUGUGAUCAAUUACUUGAAAUGUUUUCUAACGUGAAGAAGAAUGUUGCUGAUUCAAUAAAAGAAUCUCUACCUGAAAUCUUAAAUAAAGUUAUUAAAAAUAUUAAUAUCGGUGAUGAUGUAAAAAAAUUAGUAACUGAAAAAUCAGGAGAAGUGAUCGAAAAAUUAAAUAAGAAAAAUAAUAGCGUAGAUAAUUCAAAAAAUAUUGAUGAAAUUGUGAAAAUAAAAUCAUUCUAUCCUAAUGAUAUUGAUUUAAAUAAAAAAAUUAAAGAAAAGAUUCAAGAAGCAUUAAAAGAUCCUAAUUUAGAUCAAGAAGAGAAAAAAGAUCUUUUGAAUGAUGGUAUAUUCAAUUCUAGUCUAUGGAGAGCAGAAAAUUUUUUUAAAUAUUUUACUGAUUUAGAUGUUGCGAUUACAACAAGUCCAUUUAAAGAAUAG